AUGGCUACUGUCAAGACCGCAAAGAAAAAGCCGACGCCCCCAAAAGAACCAGACCAUUCGAGCGAAGAGGAUGAAUCUGAUUUCUACACCGAUGAGGAAUAUUCCUCUCUAGAAAACGAUCAACAGGACGAGUCACGACGCAAUUCUAAUAUGACGUCUGAAACCGAGUCCAUUCAACGAGAAGUUCCCGCCCACGGUGAUAGGCGUGCGCCUACGACAGAGGUUAUUCGAAGGGAAACAAAUACAGCUGUACCCGCUCAAAAAGGAAUAGCUCCUAUUCAACCGCUCGCUGAGCGGACUGGACCGAUAGCAAAAGAUGCUGGAAGCGCGUUGAGCUUAAGACUUGAUCUGAACUUGGACGUUGAGGUUGAAUUGAAAGCUAAGAUUCGGGGAGAUCUCACUCUAAGCCUUCUGUAA
Messenger RNA from Penicillium antarcticum, 417 nucleotides. RefSeq lists its product as uncharacterized. The record is from RefSeq and is a predicted model, not a curated record. Bases 1 to 417 code for a protein of 138 amino acids. The transcript has a single exon. Lineage: Eukaryota; Fungi; Ascomycota; Eurotiomycetes; Eurotiales; Aspergillaceae.